Molecule: messenger RNA, 608 nt
Organism: Ostrinia furnacalis (Asian corn borer)
Lineage: Eukaryota; Metazoa; Arthropoda; Insecta; Lepidoptera; Crambidae
Exons: 4
Coding region: 15-608 (197 amino acids)
Source: RefSeq, a predicted model, not a curated record
GUUUUAAGGUGAAGAUGGGUCGUCUCCCCAUUGUAUUUUUGUGCUUAGUUUUUGCAUCCACUGUGGUGUAUGCUGAAAAAGAUCCAGAGGAAGAUUUUCGUAAGCUUCCAAAGCUCUUCCACUUGGAUGACUACAACAAAUGUCUUGCCAGGCAGGAUGGGAUCUACUGCCUCGGAAUGUUCGAAAUCUACAACGAUGUCACACCCAAUCCACUUUAUGACUUGAUACAGGAAAAAGCUCAAGACAGAUACUUGUACAACCGCUCGCUUCUCCACCGCGGGUACUGCUUACCCACGCGCUGUCCGAGCAACGAAACGAACGCGAGCGCACGCUUCGAGCGCUGCGUGGACACGUGGGCGCGAACGCACGCGCUGCGCACGCGCUUGCUAAAGCUGCACUAUUGCCACGCGCACGCGCAGCCGCGCCCGAACGAACCCGACACGAAUGACGCGGCGCACCGAGCCUUUCUCUACUUCAUAUACUUAAUGAUCGCCAUGGCGGGAGUUGGGACGGUUUACGAUGUAUUCUUCGCCAAAAAGGGGAGCAAGGGAUUUGGAAAUACAACCACAGAUGGCGUUAUAGGCCAGUCUGCGAACCAACCAGACUAG